UGCCCAGGAUGUACCCUAGAUGUACCCUAUCCUCAUGCCCUGUGCUGCGUGGGAUAUGCUGCAGGCCCCAGGUGGAUUGACCAAUACAUCAGAGACAUUUCAGUAAUAAUAAAUGUGAACUUGAAGUCCUUCAAAAAACUGGCUGCAUCAUGACUGCAAAGUAUCCCAGCAUGUAUGGGGUUAAUCCCAAACUCAUCCGUCUGCUCCUCCUCUGUACGUCCCUCCCCUCCCCUCUGCUGCUAGUCUUUUCUUUCGUCUGCCCUCCCCCUCUUUGUUAAAGUAUGAAAGGGGUGUCUCUCUCACUACCAUUUGUACUCCAAGGGGCACAGAGCCUCAGAGCAGAAGCUGCCACAGAGAGCUUGUGACUGAAAGGACAGGAAGAGGAAAGUAACUAAACACAAGGAAUCAAAAACCAAUCAGAGAAUCAUCUACAUCCCCCAAGAAGACAAUUACAGCAUGGAGGUCCCCAGCAUCCGUGGACACAUGGGAACUGAGAAGUACCAGAUGCUGGAGCUCAACAAGCGUUUGGAGACAUACCUGGGCAGGGUGAAGUUCCUUGAGGAGGAGAACAAGCUGCUACAUGGGGAAGUUGAGGCUCUGAGGCAGAGUAAGAACCAGCGGGCCUGGAAAGGACAGCUGGAGGCCGAGCUGAGGAAGACCAGGGAGGAAGUGGAGGCAGCAUUGAGGGAGAAGGACAGGGUGGAGCUCGAGGUAAGCAAUCUUAAUGAGGAGCUGCAGAUGCUUGAGCUGCAGAGGAAGAAGGUGGCAGUUGCCCGGACUGAGACCAAGAAGACAGUAGAUGAAAGUAAGAAACAGCUGGAGGAAGAACAUAGAGCCCAGAUCUGGCUACGGGAAAAGCUGGUUCAACUGGAGAAAGAGCUGCAAUUCCACAUGGAGGUCCACCAAGAGGAUGUCUCACUCCUGCAAACCAAGCUAAUCCACACCCAGUACGUCCCUCCUCAUGCUUAUGUUCAACCACAGCUACUUGGCCUUGAGGACAUAAAGCAAGAGUUCUCCCAGAGGGCUUCCCGGGCAUGGCAGGAGGCAGCGGGAUCAUUCCAGAACCAGGUUCAGCGUCUGGAAGACUCUCUGACCCAGGCCAAGUCUCGCAUGGCCCAGGUGAGCCAGGAGAAGAAGGAGAGCUACUUGAUGGCCCAGUGCCUAGCCAAGGAGCUGGAAGCAGCCCAGGCCAGGAAGGAGCUCCUGGAGAAGAACGUUUCUCAACAGAACGACAGGCAGCUCAAAGAGCUCCAGCACCUAGAGGCGUACCUGGAGACCCUGGGAAGGGAGAAAGUGGAGCUUAGUGACCAGACUGCGGCGAUUCUGAAGGACAGACACAACCUGCUGCAGAUGAAGAUGUCGCUGGGGCUGGAAGUGGCCACAUACAGAGCUCUACUAGACAGUGAGAAUUUGAGGCCAAAUGUGUCUCCCAAAAUCUACUACCAGAGCACCGGCACUUUCCGUGAAGUGCCAAAGCAUCAGACUAUUAAGCGUAGCCUUACCCCCAGCAUGUCAGUAAAGCCUGCGAGGGGGUCUGAGGUGACGACACCAACAAUGGCCCCAGCAAGCCUUCAGGCCCCAAAAGUCACCCCUAAAGAAAAAUCCAUCAGAUCUGAAAUGACAAAUAAUGAGCACGAUGGAUGGUGUGCGGAGUCACCCGGCUCUCCAGGUUGGUCGACACAUUACUCAAAAGCAGAUGUGAUUGACAGCAGUUUAAGUGGAGAUGUAGGAGCAGUUGAGGCUGAUGAGGGGGAGGACCAUGCCUAUGCUCUCUCUGAGCAAAUGGCACAAGAAUUAAGAGCCACUGUAAUUAGUCUAGACACAUCUGUCACCGAGACGUCUGCCAUCAGGGAAACGCACAUUAAGGAAACGGAGGAGGAAUGUCAUUUACAGAUUGCUGGGCUAGAAAAAAAUCUGACGAAGCAGCCGCCCCUUGAAGAAGAAGAGUUAGACCAGGAUUCAAAAAACACAUUAAAAGGUUUGACAGUGACAUCACAAUUCACUGCUGACAUCGAAGGGCUCCUUAGCGCUGAACAAACACUUGACGUUUCUGAAAAAGAAAAUCCAGAUGCUUUGAAGGCUGAUCAACUGGAAGACAACUUUAGUGACAGACCUGUGGAAGAGAUCUCAGAAAUGACUGAAAAGCAUCUUCCAGUUGAAGCUGUACGUGAACCAUUGUUGGUGUGGGGUGAAAGACAUGUAGGGUUAAAGGAGGUUAAUCGAAUGGAAAGCAUGACAUCAGGAUCUAAGUCAGAACCAGAAUCAGAAAGAGAAUUAGAACUGGAAACCAUCCCAAAUGAGACAGAGUCCAUUGGCUAUGAGGCUUUAGCACGUAAUAAGUCCAACUCUGCUGAGUUCAUGCUGGAUGAGAAAACUACAGAAGAAUCACAGUCAUCUACGACAGAAGUAAAGGUUAUGCAGUUUUCGGAAGAGAUUUCUUUGGACCAUAGGCAGACAACAAUAACAUCUGAUGAAGAAAGUAAGGACAAUGUGGGGAGCAUGGCAGACCAGCAAGUGGAUGAACUGACUCUGGAAGAAUGUAUGAAUGGUGAACCAAAGGGAUACGUAUGCAAAUUAAAGGAAGAGAAUACAGAAGAUGUAGCAGAACAGAUGUGUGAUAAUGAUGAGACUGACAAGGAAAAAAUAGAUGAAGUGAUGGAGUUAGGAGAAGAAAAUCAGAGUUUCAACACCAGCACUUUGAUUUCAGAGUGCCCACGAGUAGAGAAAACAAAUGAACAGCAAGUGCAUAUAUUCGCCAAUGAGGAGCAACAAGAAUUAUCUGACAAUGAUGACUUUUCGAAUGCCACCAAUUCUUGGAGGACAGGGGGAGACCUUGACAGCACUGAUAGCUAUGUUUUGGAGAACACACUUGCCGACACCCGCCCCUUGAUCCGAUACAGGAGUGAUGAGACUGACGUGAACACACAGGCAUCACACUUAGGAGAGACUGACUCCAGCGGAGAUGAAGAGCAAGAGGCAGGGGCAGGAAUUUUUGAAAAGGAAAAAAGGUACAGCCUCGGUUCUAGAGGUGACCGGAUGAUAGAGGAUCUCAUUGAAGAGCCAGAAUGGGAGGAGAUACAAAAGAGCGAGAAUGCAGGAUGCUUUAACAAUAGAGAGACUGAUGCAAGUCAAGCAGAGGAAGAUGAUGGUCUCAGAAUUGAUAAAAUCGAAGAGAAAGACAUACAUUUUGAAGGUGAUGUUGGAUGUUUGGAAUCUGAUGGAAAAUCUGUACUGGAGAUAGACAGGAAAGCACUGUUAAGUGAAGAGAAUACAGAGCUAGGUCAAGCAGAACAGGACAGUGCUCUUGGAAAUAAGGCAUAUGACCAGACAAACCUGAAUGAGGACAUGGGUGAUCACGUUGAUGGAAUCGUAAGUACAGGUUCAACUGACACCAAAGCAGAUUUAGAGAAAAAUUGUGAUGAUAAAGCCACACCCCUAAGUAAUAUGGAGAUAGACAGCAAUGUUCUACAGCAAGAAGCAGAUUCAAUUGAUAUCAAAGCAAAUUUAGAGAAAGAAAAUGAAGAUGAAAUCAUAACUCAAAUUAACAUAGAGGAGGACAGCAAUUUUCUGCUACAAGAAGCAGAUUCAGUUGAUAUCAAAGCAGAUUUAGGGAAAGACCAUGAAGAUGACCCCACAACCCAAAUUAAUUUGGAGAUGGACAACAAUUUUCUGCAGCAAGAAGCAGAUUCAGUUGAUAUCAAAGCAGAUUUAGAGAAAGACAGUGAAGAUGACCCCACAACCCAAAUUAAUUUGGAGGUGGACAACAAUUUUCUGCAGCAAGAAGCAGAUUCAGUUGAUAUCAAAGCAGAUUUAGAGAAAGACAGUGAAGAUGACCCCACAACCCAAAUUAAUUUGGAGGUGGACAACAAUUUUCUGCAGCAAGAAGCAGAUUCAGUUGAUAUCAAAGCAGAUUUAGAGAAAGACAAUGAAGAUGACCCCACAACCCAAAUUAAUUUAGAGAUAGACAACAAUUUUCUGCAGCAAGAAGCAGAUUCAGUUGAUAUCAAAGCAGAUUUAGAGAAAGACAGUGAAGAUGACCCCACAACCCAAAUUAAUUUUCUGCAGCAAGAAGCAGAUUCAGUUGAUAUCAAAGCAGAUUUAGAGAAAGAUAAUGAAGAUGAAAUCACACCUCAAAUUAACAUGGAGGAGGACAGCAAUUUUCUGCCGCAGCAAGGUACUAUAGAAUGUGACCGUGAAACAAACCUUGUCAAUCCUGCUAAUAUCAACAGUGAAGAAAGCUCAGGGAAUUUAUCAGACAAUGAGGAAGGUAUCAGAAAAGAAUCAUUUGUUGAGAACUUCACAAUAUUAUCAUAUGGACAAUCACCUUCCAUUGAAAAUGAAAACACAAGUGAGAUAUUACAUUCUCAAAAUGUGACAUCCGAUGAAGAGUCAGAAAAUGUACUGAAAAGUGAGGAAACAGAAAAGCCUCCUGAGAAGAAAGAGGAGGAUGGUGAGAACUCAUCCAUGCUAACAAAUGUGGAUUUCACCGAUGAUCUCUCAUUGCACAGUGAGAUCACAAGCAUCGCAGAAGUUCUAGAACAUACUGCCAUAUCUGACUUAGAGGAUUCAUACAGUUCUGAAGAUGACUCACCCAAUGCCAGUCAGUCAUUAAAAUCUAUCAAUCAGGAGGAAAUCUCUGAAAAUCACAGAAGAGAGAAAGAGAGGGAAACGAUGGCGUGUUCUGUGAAUGAUUCUGGAUUAAUAGGAGAGACAGAGAAGCAUUUUCCAAAAUUAUCCAGCACCUCUUUAAAAAAUGCCUGGGGCAGCAGUGAUCAUUUCCGAGAUGAGGAGUGGGGGAUUAUUGGCACAGAUUUAAAGGCACCAGACCAGUUUAUCCAAAGUGAUGAAAACAUAAAAGAAUACUUUUCAUACACUGAGCAAAAAUACGAAGAUAGAGAGUCAAAAGCUUCGGAACAGCAAAAUGGAGACCAUCAUAAUAGUAAAAGAAAGGAAGAUGACAUCUUCACUGCAGAAGUUGAGGGGCUGCCCCCAAUACUUGAAAAAUGCACAGAGUUGUUUAGCACCACUCUGAAGGAAGAGUUUUGGAAGUCUAAUGGAAAGAUGGGAGCCUCAUUUGAUCCACAGGAGUGUGGGAAUUUGGAAUGUGUCAACACGCGCCCUAAUCCGAACGCGGAAAAUAUAGAGAACAUGCCAGAAACAAAACAGUGCACAGAAUUAAGACUAAAGGGGACUCAAUCACACGGUCUACCAGAGCAAGAGCAAAUCCCUGCUCACAUCAAGCAACUACUUUAUAAAAACAUGGAAGAAGACAAGAAACAUUCUGAAGAAUCUCUGGAAGAGGAAGACUCCUGGUCAGGGGGAGAAGAUUAGGAAGUGCUGGGAGAAAAGUGGAGAUGUUCUGCUGAAAUUACUUUCUAAGUAGCUCUGAAAUUAAAGUUCCUAAGAAUGAUCAGUACUUUUGAGGGGAGUAGAACGCAUCCUAUUCUAUAAAUAAAACCGAAUAAAUAACGGCACAUAACAGUGCAAAUAAAACAGAUUAAAUUGCGGCAGAUAUACAGAACUGAACAACAGUGUCUUACAUUUUCAAAGAAGAGCUCGUAACAUCAAAUAAUACAUCAUGUAUGUAUUUCAGAGGUUGUUCUUGAAAGUAUGACAUUUUAUAUGAAGACAUGAAACAAACAUCCUUCACAGAGAGGGUGGCUGUAUUUCAUAAAGUUUGUGUACUGCAUGACAAGGUUUGAUGCAUGACUUUUAGAGAGGACUGUUUAUCUGAGAGUUAACAAAACAUUUAGGGAAAAAGGUAGCAUGACAAUUUAUUUUUUGAUUUUAAAUAGUAAAGUUUUCUUUAAAAAUGUUUUUAAAAGCCUAAAUUUAAACAUCCUUUAAACAACACCAACAGUGCCUAUACUACUACUAUAUUACUACUAUAUUACUACAACUAACUGACAUUUCUAGACCGUCCUUAAGCAGCUAUUUUUUAAAUUGGAGCUUUGAUGAUUUUAGUAGGUUUUACAGAGUGUGUAUCCAAAACAAAAAUACCAAAAGAGUAAGAAUAUUUAUUUCUGAGUAUUUAUCAGAACUACAUCCUCAUUCUGUAUUUAUUUUUUGAAGUUGCAGGGCAGCUAAGUCCUACCUUUUAAUACUGUCACAGUAAGUAGGCUACUACUAAGCAUCUUUAUUCAUGAUUGUGCAAUUUUACAUUUCACCUAUUCCAAUACAUAUAAAUAAACCAGUUCAAGCACUACAUACCAAAUUUCUCUAAUACUUUCUAUGUUGACACUCUUACCCACAAUGCAGUAUAAAUUCUGAAUUAUGAAUGAUAAUAUAUGGUACUGCAGGUAUUCAGAAGGUUAGAUAUGUUGGUGAUGACCACUUGCCUUUGCUUCAGAGCCAGACAGUUUAAAUUAAAUCGUUGUAUUCUCAUUUGUCUUUGUUAUUGGAAAACCAGUUCAUUUCUGUUUCUAGGAUACAGCACUACAGAAUGUUCUUGUAGACAAAAGUUACUUUGGGAUACUUUCAUUUAAAACUGUUAAUACCCUGGCUGACAGCUAUGUUCCUCCGAGGGAAAUAAAUGUCUAGCUUCAUUCUGUUCUACAAGGUAGCAUUGGGUAGGGGGGGAAUGUCUUGUGGAAUACACAGUUGCAAGUCAUACCUGGGUAGUUUUGAUGGCCAUCUUGUUUUGACAUAAUGUGCUAACAUUGUGCAAGAGAAAAUAAAGUAAUUGGCAAAGAGUCUA
This is a messenger RNA of Paramormyrops kingsleyae, 6697 nucleotides long. Lineage: Eukaryota; Metazoa; Chordata; Actinopteri; Osteoglossiformes; Mormyridae. The record is from RefSeq and is a predicted model, not a curated record.